Bipolaris sorokiniana ND90Pr is the source of this 2126-nucleotide messenger RNA. RefSeq lists its product as uncharacterized. The transcript is spliced from 6 exons. Gene Ontology annotation, molecular function: FAD binding. NCBI's taxonomy places the organism in Eukaryota, Fungi, Ascomycota, Dothideomycetes, Pleosporales, Pleosporaceae. The record is from RefSeq and is a predicted model, not a curated record. Bases 78 to 2072 code for a protein of 664 amino acids.
CACGACACAACAUCCCUCACCUGAUUGCACCAAUACAGAGAUACCCAAAGGCACAUCAACAAAAGUCAUCUUUCACCAUGGCAGUUUCGGAUGUACCAGAGUCAAAAUGCGAUGUUCUAAUUAUCGGUGCUGGUCCAGCAGGUAUGAUGCUUGCUACCUGGAUGGCAAGAUGUGGCAUCAAUGCUCGCAUAGUCGACAAGCGAGGCACCAAGAUUUACUCUGGACAGGCAGAUGGGCUGCAGCUGCGUAGUCUGGAAAUCUUUGAUAGUUUUGGUUUCGCCGACAGAGCGUGGAAGGAGGCCAACCAUUUGAUAGAGUUUUGUAUGUGGAACCCUGGCGAAGACGGUGUCAUACGUCGUUCCGACCAAGUCCCAGAUGUCGUUCCUGGAGUCUCCCGAUUCAAGGAGAUUGUCCUCCACCAGGGUCGUAUCGAACGAUUUUUCCUAGAUCACAUCAAGAAACAUUCAAAAGAUACCCUAUGUGUAGAGCGUGGAGUACUUCCUGAAUCGCUCCAUAUCGACCAAGACCAAGUAAAUGAUCACUCACCGGACAACUACCCCAUCACGGUGCAGCUGCGGUAUCUGACUGAAGAGGAGGCCAUGCCCGCUCAGAGCAAGGGCUCCAACAUCAAUGACGGCCUGUUCCGGAGCAACCUGGCAGAGGAUGAUACCCAAGAUUUAAUCGCAAACAGCAGACGGAAAGAUGGUAGCACGGAGACUGUGAGGGCAAAAUACGUUGUAGGGUGUGACGGCGCACACAGUUGGACCCGAAAGCAGCUGGGCUUCGAGCUUGAAGGAGAGCCGACAGAUCAUAUCUGGGGCGUACUCGAUAUCAUUCCCAUCACAGACUUUCCCGAUGUUCGAAAACGCUGCGCCAUACACAGCGCAUCUUCAGGCUCAAUGAUGAUCAUUCCACGGGAGAAAAAACUUACCAGACUGUACAUCCAGCUCACGGAGAUCAAACCAGAUGCCAGUGGACGGGCAGACAGGUCAAAAAUAACACCCGAUACCAUCAUCAAAGCGGCACAAAGAAUCAUUGCGCCCUACAAGUUGACAUAUGAAUACUGCGACUGGUGGACCGCAUACCAAAUUGGCCAACGAGUGGGCAAGAGCUUUGAUCGUGACAGCCGCAUUUUCCUGGCCGGCGAUGCUGUUCACACGCAUUCCCCAAAGGCUGGACAGGGUAUGAACGUAUCCAUGCAAGACGCCUACAAUCUGGGCUGGAAAUUGGGACUGGUAGUCAAAGGCGUGGCUCAACCAAGUAUACUCAAAACAUACCAGUCUGAGCGGAGACGAAUUGCCCAGGAUCUCAUCGCAUUUGACCACAAGUUUUCGAGACUCUUCUCUGGCCGACCGGCUAAGGAUGUUAUGGAUCAGGAGGGUGUAAGCAUGGACGAGUUCAAGCAGGCAUUCCUGAAGGGCGGUCUAUUCGCCUCUGGCCUUUCGGUCGAUUAUGGUACGAGCAUGUUAGUAGGCAAACCAGGCAACGCCGCGGAACAGGGCGAUGGAACAGAUGUAUCGUCCAAGACGCAGGCCAUUGGCAAACAAGAACUCGCCUCGGAGACGAAGAUAGGUAUGCGUUUCCCGAGCCACCAGGUCCUCAACCAGUCAGACGGUCGGGCAUGGGAGUUUCAGCAAAAGUUAAAGAGCGAUGGACGAUUCCGCAUCAUCGUUUUUGCCGGCAAUGUCGUCAACCAAGAGCAGAGUACUCGCCUCAAGGGCUUCUGCCAGCGCCUCUCAUCAUCACCCCUCCUGGCUCCGCGGCUCAUCAAGGACAUUGAUGUGCUCACCCUGCACUCAUCCAAGCGCCUCGACGUCGAGCUGCUAAGAGACUUCCCCGAUGUUCUGCAUCCCUUUGAUCCCAAGACUGGAUGGGACUAUGACUCGGUGUACGUGGAUGAUGGCAACUACUACGAAGCGUUUGCAGAUGCAUACAAGAAAUACGGCGUGAAUAGAGAAAAGGGAUGUGUCGUAGUCGCUAGACCAGACCAGUACGUAGGAUACAUUGACACGCUCGACGAAGCGGGCUUCGAGGGGGUGGAAGCAUAUUUUGCAGGAAUUCUCAGGACAUAGACAGAAGCAAAUCUAGAUUUCUGCACGUUAAUGCACACUGUCUCUCAACAGCGC